AGCGCCUGGCGCGGAACGGGUGGGGAGCGGCCCCGGUGCGGGCGGGCCAUGGCCAGCACAGGCAGCCCCCUGGUGAGUCCGGGCGCGGGGGGCGGCCCGCGGGCCAGGCGGGCCAUGGCCAGCACCGGCAGCCCCCUGGUAAGCUUGUGGAAACUUACUGCAGGCUAAAGUGUCUGAAGGGACUGGAGACAAAAUGCACAAAGCUAGUAUGAUGCUGUUCCAAUGCAAUCAAGUGUGGUGUUAUGCUCCUGUUCAUCCCCUUCUUUGGUGAGGAACCAAGCAGAUUCCAGCACUCCAUCUGUCAUUUCCGCUUGUGGCAGCAGACAGGGAUCCAACAUGGAGGGCACAGCACCUGAAUCAAGAUCUAAUUCGAACUCCUUGCAACAACAUACAGGACAGCAGCCUCCACAGCCUCGAAAGAAACGACCUGAUGACUUCAAAUUUGGGAAAAUUCUGGGUGAAGGAUCUUUUUCAACGGUUGUCUUGGCUCGAGAAUUGGCAAGUUCUAGAGAAUAUGCCAUUAAAAUUCUAGAAAAACGUCAUAUCAUAAAGGAAAACAAGGUACCAUAUGUGACACGAGAGAGAGAUGUAAUGUCCCGUCUGGAUCACCCUUUCUUUGUGAAGCUCUACUUCACCUUUCAGGAUGAUGAAAAGCUAUAUUUUGGACUUAGCUAUGCCAAAAACGGAGAGCUGCUAAAGUAUAUACGCAAAAUUGGCUCAUUUGAUGAGACCUGUACAAGGUUUUAUACUGCUGAAAUUGUUUCAGCCCUGGAGUACUUGCAUGGCAAAGGAAUAAUUCACAGGGACCUUAAGCCAGAGAACAUCUUAUUAAAUGAAGAUAUGCACAUUCAAAUAACAGACUUCGGAACAGCAAAAGUGUUAUCUGCAGAUAGCAGACAAGCCCGGGCAAACUCAUUCGUAGGGACAGCGCAAUAUGUUUCUCCAGAACUGCUGACAGAGAAAUCUGCCUGUAAAAGCUCUGACCUCUGGGCUCUGGGAUGCAUAAUAUAUCAACUUGUAGCUGGACUGCCUCCAUUUAGAGCUGGAAAUGAAUAUCUUAUAUUCCAGAAGAUAAUAAAGUUGGAAUAUGACUUUCCAGAAAAAUUUUUUCCCAAGGCAAAAGACCUCGUAGAAAAGCUAUUGGUUCUAGAUGCUACCAACCGAUUAGGUUGUGAAGAAAUGGGAGGAUAUGGACCUCUUAAGGCUCACCCCUUCUUUGAAUCAAUUGUAUGGGAGAACCUACAUCUUCAGACGCCUCCUAAGCUUACAGCAUAUUUACCUGCUAUGUCAGAGGAUGAUGAAGACUGUUAUGGAAAUUAUGACAAUCUCCUGAGUCAGUUCGGUUGCAUGCAAGUUUCUAGUUCUGCCUCUUCCCAUUCACUAUCUGCUGCAGAGACAAGUACACCACAGACAUCAGGAGGAAAUAUUGAACAGUAUAUUCAUGAUCUUGACAACAAUUCCUUUGAGCUGGAUUUACAGUUUUCUGAAGAUGAAAAGAGGUUACUUCUGGCAAAACAAGCUGGUGGAAAUCCUUGGCAUCAGUUUGUAGAGAAUAACUUAAUCCUAAAAAUGGGUCCAGUGGACAAAAGAAAGGGAUUGUUUGCACGUCGGCGCCAACUCUUGCUUACAGAAGGGCCUCACCUGUAUUAUGUGGAUCCUGUCAACAAAGUUCUAAAAGGAGAAAUUCCAUGGUCUUUAGAGUUGCGUCCAGAAGCCAAGAAUUUUAAGACAUUUUUUGUUCACACACCAAACAGGACAUAUUACCUGAUGGACCCAAGUGGGAAUGCUCAUAAAUGGUGCAAAAAGAUACAUGAAGUUUGGCGGCACAGAUACCACCAGAAUGCUGCAAAAUAGUAAAGCUCAUCCAAAAUUUCCCAGUUUCCCUACUUGCUGCUAGAACUCCGUGUGCAGCCGAUCAGAGGAAUCUUUUCAACCCACCUAUUACCAUCUCAAGGGAAAGCAAACGUCUGAAGUGUUCCUUGGGGUUUUUUCGGGUUUUAUUUUUGGUUUUGGUUUGGUUUCGGUUUUUUGGGUUUGUUUUUGUUUUGUUUUUGUGUGGGUUUUUGGGGUUUUUUGUUUGUUUGUUUGUUUUGUUUUUGGGGGUUUUUGGGGUUUUUGUUGUUUUUUUUUGUUUUUUUUUUUGGGGGGGGUUUUGGGGUGGGUUUUUUUUGGUUUUUUUUGUUGUUUGGUUGUUUUUUUGUUUGUUUUUGUGUGUGUAUGGUUUUUUUGGUUUUGGGCUUUGUUGUUUUUUAUUUUCUUCUUUUGUUUGGAGUUGGUUGGUUGGUUAGUUUUUUGUUUUGUUUGUGUGGGGGCUUUUUGGUUGGUUGGUUUGUUUCUUAGUUUUUGGUUUUGUUGUUUUUAUUUUAAGAAGGAAAAAAAAAAGGAAGAAAAGCAAAAACCUAAUGGAAUUCAGGGUUGCUUUGCUCGCUCUUUGUGCUUCUGUUGAGGCUUCCACAUGCAUAUCAUUGCAGUGAAGAUCUUGCUUUUGUGCACUUCAGUUCCGUUUCUGCUGCAGACUAGUGGAUAGACCUUGCAUUAUCAGCUUCACUUAAGAUGAAUUAAAGUCAAUCCACACGCACACAAGCCGAAUCAUGUACCAGCCUUGCAUUUUAUGGGGCUGGAGUUUUCUGUGACUCUCAGAUUAUCAUUAAACUGUGUUUCAUCAGGGAGCUUUUACAUGCCUCUCCUAAGUACCACCUCUUUGUUUUCUCUUCCUUUCCUCACAGUCCCCCAGCUUAUUGGUAUAUGGCAUUUGUAGCCAGGUCAAUUGCACCCUUUUGUAAUUCCUAACAUAGUUCUGGUUGCAGGAUCUGUGUGGUACUUUAGUAAUUAUGUGAAUGAAUCAGAUGUAUCUGUCUGGCAGACAGGCUCCAAAGAUAAAGCUUUUGAGAGAGUAAAAUGCUGAACAUAGCACUGAAAUUUCUAAAAUUGAAAUGUUGGCUUCUGAAGCAUUUUAAACAUUAAGUUCAAAUUUUAAUAUGUGUGUGUUUAAUCAAGGGACAAUAAACUUACCAGCAUGCUUUUAACUAAUGCUAACUAAAAGAGAAAAUAGUUAGUAUGGGAGAGAAAAGGCUACUAUUGAAAUAGCAAAUAGUUUUUCACCUUUUCAGCAGAUGAGAGCUAGAUGCUUUCUUUCCAGGGUGUGCGUGUGUUGUGCAUUUUAGUGGGGCCAGCCUAUUUACUUGGGUAGAGAAGGAAGCAUGAAAACUUUGUACAAUUGAUUACUUGACUUAUUUUUUGUCUCAUUGUGUAAUGAGAUGUCAGUUCUAUUUUUGGUCCCUGGACAAACAUUCAGGAACUGUAGAAAAAAUGUAAGGAAUUGAAAUAUAGAUAAUAAAGCAAUCUGGUGAGAAAAUCAAAGGCAAAUAUUGAUACAAAGGGGAAAAUAUAUGGUUCUGAAAGCAUAUCUGUAAAAUGAAAAUAUUUCUCAUAACUAUCUCCUUUAGCCUCUUCAAAUUAUGGCUAUUUUUUGUGGUCAAACAUUUCUUGUCAUGUUACAAAGACACAACUUACUGUGUGCUAAAAAAAAACCUUCCCCAAUGGUAUUUUCAACAUGCCUGUGUUCCUAAACCUUGCAGAGGGGAAUGACCUAGGUCUGGACAAAGGCAUUCCUUCAUUGUUUUAAAAGCAGUAUAAACAUCACACCUAUUUAUUAACUCACUACACAAACCCUUACUUUGCAUUUUGAGUUGUCAUACUAUGAUGUGCUUUUCCUUCCACCAAAGAAAGGUUUCUCUAUAAUGCUGAAAAAACUCAUAGGCUACUGUUUUCUGGAAGCAGUAUUUUAAAAACAAUGGCUUAUCAGAUUUCUCAGAAAAUACGUGAAUGUUGAAUAUUUUCUUGUACAGGGUAAAGGAGAUUUAUUAUUGAUCUCUUAAAAACUGUGUUAUGUGGUUGAGCUUGAUGGCAGUUCAACUUGUCCAGUCUUUAAAAGAGACAGUGCAGUUGCCUUUUGUUUUAGAACUACUGCAUUCCUGUAGUCUUCUGUAUCCCACCACAUACAGAAACCUGAGAGAAGCAAAUCCCUGGCUUACUGUGUCUGGUGUUAAGGGAGAGAUGGGGUCCUGUAAAUGGCUGAGGAAGACAGAAAAGUGUUCCCUUUGCACCAUGAGAAAUUUCGUCACAUACAAAGUACACUCCUUGUCACUCAAAUUUGAAUAGCACAGUGCACCUUUGAUCUCUGCCUGUAGUAAGGUAUAUGUGUCAUUCUAACCAAGAUGAGAAGUCUGUUGUAGUGCUAUCCAUUUGUUCUCCAGCUGUCAAAUUCCCACCAUGCGUUGUGCCCACUGUGGGCAACCCUGUCACUUUUGGAUUUAGUCUCUGGUGUAGAGAUCUAGACAGAUGUAUUCCCAACUUUAUACAGGAGAGUUUGGCAGUGAUGGAGAUUCACAGUGCCACUGCUGUUUAGUGUGACAAAAGUUGGCCUCACAUAAAAAGUCUGGCAAAAUUAGCACCAUUGGCUUGCUAACAAGGUAGAAAUCUAGGUGUGCUUAAACAUGUUUUCUGUAAUAUUUAGAUUUUUAGUUAUUUUACCAUAGCUAAUUAAUUUUUUCACACCUUGAAAAUCUUCUCUCAGUAGAUUUCCAUCCUACAUACCAAAAGCUUCCAGCCAGAUGUUGGUAGCAGUAAGCUGUUGUGAAGGUAUCUGGAAGGUUGAUGUCUGCAUUCUAGAUGUCCUUUUUUUUUUUUUUUUUUUUAAUUGACAAUGCUAUUAUUGGAAAACUGUGAGCAUCUCUUACAGGCAUCACUCCACUUAAAACUUCCGUAUUCCUAAUCCAGUCUUACUUAGCUACUGCUUUUUUGGGAAGGAACUAGAACUUUCCUGGGAGAAGUAUUUCUAUUUCUUGGACUAAAUGUAGGAUCUGUGGGUUUGAAAGGUGGCAAGAGUAUAGAGUGAAGCAUCACAAAGCAAUUGUGGAUUCAAGUAUGUUUUACCAGUUCACUUAAAUGUGUUGACAGGUGCUGCAUACCAUGAAGGGCAGGUACCCAUUUUAAAUGCUUAUACCUGAUGUGUGGUAGAUUCAUCUCUUAGUCCUGAAGAUCACUCAUGUGGUUCAUGGGAGUUUAUGGAAUUGAAUGUGCAAGGGCGGUUCUUCAUAGCUGCACAUAGGCCAGGUGAUUUUUCUGCUUUUAAUCCAAGGUUUCCAAAGCAGGAAAAAAAAAUUGGGUACUUGAAGACUCUUCUUAAGAUUGUUCCUUACUGCAGACCUACUGAAAACUCAAUCUGUUGAUUCAUUCCAUCUCUUGCAAUUUAAACAAUUGCCAAUAAUUUAUGAAGAAUCUGGUCAAUAAAGUAAUUUUGCUUUGCUUGGUAUUUGAACUUCAGAAAGGUAUUUAUUUCAUCUUUUUCUGUGGUGUGAAGAUUAAGAAAGGCCAAAGUACUACUGCCCACUCACAAGAAGUUUAAGACUGCUUUCAUAAACUGAGAAAUUAGUUUGUUACCAUUUGCCUUAAAGUCCAAUUUUGUAAACGUUUUGUAUUAAGAAAGAGUUACUUCAGAUGUGAAGUUGAAGCAUUGUUAGCAAACUGAUAUUGCCUAUUACGAUUCCAUUUGCUAGACAGAUGCUGAAAAGAUCAAACUAUCAGUACUGUGCUCUACUUUUCUCCUUCUGAAAUUAUUUAAUUGUGAAGUAUCUGCUAUGUACAUGUCUGAAAAGUAUUGUGGAUUGAAACAAAGAUGUGAUGAUUUUAAUCACCUUCCAAAGUUCAAGAUGCUUACUUUAAUGUACUUAAUACAGCUGUAUUUUGUGCUUGGGACUUUGAAGAAUUAUGAGAAUUUCCCACAUGUACAUUUUCUUUUGAAUGAUUUAGUAAAGACAGUUACUUCAUUUGGCCUGUGGACAAAACAUUUGAUUUCAAAAUCUUGCCAAGAACUUGUGUAUUAAUAGUUGCCUAAAGAUGUGGCCUGUGGAUGAUGGAUUCUGAUCAUUCUUUCUACUAGUAAAUUGCACAAAUAGGUGUGGUAUUUAUAUCUGAAAUUUUGCUGAAUGCCUAUAAUACUUCAUGGAAAUAUUUUAUUAAUCAAAUGGAAAUGCUUCUGCAAAGCUUCAUGAUGCAGAUUGUCCAUCAGUUGAUCAAGUGAGCUUAUAGACAAGUAGUUCUGUGACCCAAAAUGGCAUGUUUUCAUUUAUAACUGAUAAUUUCAGAAUGUUUCCUCUUUCAUGGAAGAAAUUACUGUUAUGCAACAAAUAGUUGGAGAGGUUCUUAACCACCCAGUAGCCUGGUUUUAGAAUAAAGAGAAUAUACUGAGUUGGAAAGGACCCAUCAAGGUCAUCAAGUCCAACUCCUGGCCCUGCUCAGGACUCCCCCGUAAUCCCACCAUUUGCCAGACACCUUCUUGAACUCAGGCAGGCCUGGUGGUGUGACCGUAUCCUGGAGAGCCUGUUCCACCCUCUGGGUGAAAAACCUUUCCCUGACACCUAGCAUAAACCUCCUGUGACUCAGCUUCAUGCCAUUUCCUCAAGUCCUGUCCCUGAUCAAGAGAGAAAUCUGUCCCAUCAGCUGGGCCAUGAAUGUAGAUGAUUGCCAUUUGACAAGUGUCCCAUGGCCAUGUACUAACUCACUUGAUGUGGUAAAUGUUCGAAAUGGUAGCAGAACUGAAAAUUACUAUAUCUGACAAAAGAGAAGAAAUAAGAACCAGGAGCCAUAAUCAAUUUUGGUAGUUGUAUGCUCUUUUCAGGUUGGUGGCAGUCAGUUAUGCCUGUAAUAUGCUCUACCCGGUUUGUAGCUGUAACUGUGAUGUACAGAAAAAAAGGAAAAACCCACCCCAAACAAACAAAACCCCUGACCCGUCAAUAAACCACAAAACAAUCUCCACCCUCCAAGAACUCGUGAAAACAGAAGCAAUUAAUGCAAUGAUACAAGAUACACACUUUUGUAUUUUUAUUCUUAUAAGGUUAUUUGCUGGCUCUUGUUGGCCUCUAGUUCAGUCUGUGUUAUUUAAAUUCUAAUAUAUGAAUUAUUUGGAUUGAAUUCAUGUUCGGGGCCAUGGUGUUGUAUGUAUUGAUGUACAGCCUUGAAUGUGAAUAAUUAUUGUAAACUAUAUUUUACACCUUUUUUUCUGGCUUUAUUAUAUAAAUUUUCUAUUGGUCGAUGAUUUAAUCAUAUCUCAUAAUUUAAUGACUGUUUAUUCUCUCGACAGAUCUCUGUGCUGUAGAUGUGUAGUUAGUGACUGGAUGACGGAUUUCACUUAUGCUUGGUAGUCUGUAAUAAAGGCAUGUAGGGUUC
Molecule: messenger RNA, 7227 nt
Organism: Prinia subflava (tawny-flanked prinia)
Lineage: Eukaryota; Metazoa; Chordata; Aves; Passeriformes; Cisticolidae
Gene: PDPK1
Product: 3-phosphoinositide dependent protein kinase 1
Exons: 15
Coding region: 223-1854 (543 amino acids)
Biological process (GO): peptidyl-serine phosphorylation; intracellular signal transduction
Molecular function (GO): protein serine/threonine kinase activity; ATP binding
Source: RefSeq, a predicted model, not a curated record